AUCCAUCCAUCCAUCCAUCCAUCCAUCCAACCGUUCAAUCAAUCCAUCCACCUAACCUUCCUUUCCUCUCUCCUUUACGCCUAAGGAUUAGCAAAGCAAAUGCGCAUUGAAUAUUUUUAAGAUUUAUUCACAAGAAUCUCUAAAUUUUCGUCCAGUUAUCUGCUUACAAGCAUUCAAAAGUCUAUUGUAAAACAACUUAACAAACACCUUAUAUUCUAUUCUUUCUAUUAGAAAGACUUUUCGAGUUUUAGGAGAUGGUUAUUUUAUUGACAUUUCUUUUUAAUAUCCUAUACCGAAGAGAAGAUGCGAGGCAAGUUUUUGUAGCUAGUAAGAAAAGGGUAAAACGAUACGAAAGAAGAGAGGAGGAGGAGAAGGAGGAGGGACUAUAAGCAGUUACAGUAUGCUUGAUAUAUGAUUGAUUGAGUGAAUGGUUCUUAGAGAGUUAAAGAAGGAUUGUAUAAAUAUAUAAUGCGCAUAUUAAUCAUUUCAACUUGUUUUCUAACCUAGAAUUCAAAAAUUGAAGUUCUCCUUUGUUGCAAUUGAAUUUUAAAUUUUUCGAUUGUUGUAUAUAUUAUGUAAAUGAAGAAAAUGAUCCUUAUAGAGAUACAUAAAAUUGAACAGUUUUACUUUAUUCUUCAUUUCCUAUCAUAAAAUGUUGUUGAAAACAUGCUCGAAGAGUGCGCUCUAAUUACAGCAUAUACUAAUAUAAGUGUAUAUACGUGUGCAUGUGUCUGCUAACGUUGCAAUAUUUCCUAUAGAUAUUUAAACACUUGUUUAAAAGUUCUCUUUAGGCUUCUCAUUUCUCUCUUCUUACUGUCUGUCCGUCUGUCUGUCUCUGCUCCUCGCUUUUUUCUCUCUUCUCUCACUCUCACCGUCUCUCUCUCUCUCUCUCUCUCCUAUUUUCUUUUUUGUCUUUUCCAUCUCCAUUUCAAUGUUCUGAAAGAAAAGUAAUUUGCAAUUAUUGCUAUACUAGGCCUAUUCAAGGGUAUUCUAAGUUUCAAAUUACUCCAGACCUUCACGGCAAACAUUUACAUCUUUAGGGGCUUCCAGGCUGAUUAUAAUGCGUACAUUAAACGAAUAUUGAAGAGUAUUACAAAGCUAUCAAAAUACAUUUCAAUAGUUUUAAUAACUUUAAUAAUUUGUAAUUAAGACUAAUUACGUUUUCAUUCAUUCUUCUCUCCACCCAUCCACCUAUCCAUCCAUCUUGUCGUUGGUUCAUUCAUUCAUUCAACUAUGUUUUUUUUCUCCAUUUCAGUGGAAUUUGGUUUGCGGGAGGAAUUACUUGCCAGAAAUAUCUAAUACUUUCUUUAAUGUUGGUGUUAUGAUUGGAGCAGUAGCAUUUGGAUUUUUAUCCGAUAAAUUUGGGAGAAAGAAAAGUUUCAUUUUUGCUCUUGUUACGCAAGGCAUUGUUGGAUCAUUGACAGCAUUAUCUCCCAAUUUCUACGUUUUUACAUUUCUUAGAUUCUUUGUUGGAAUGUUGGAGCAGGGUGUUAAUAUCACUGGUUUCAUUAUGGCUACAGAACUAUUCCCCCCAAAGCAGAGAACAAUUUUCGGAGUAGCGCACGAAUUCUUUUGGGCGGUGGGCGGGUGCAUGGUACCACUUUUUGCGUACUUUUUGAGAGACUGGAAAAGUUUACAAACAUGUAUAAGUUUGCCAGCAGUCCUUGGUAUAUGCCUUUGGUGGUUUCUACCCGAAUCCGUUGUGUGGCUCGUUUCUCAAGGUAAAGUCAAAGAAGCGGAGAAAAUUCUAGAAAAGGCUGCUAAAAUAAAUAGACGACCGUUACCUGCCGAUUGUUUGUCGGAUUCCGAUAAACAACCACUUAUGAAUGGAAAAGAAGACGAGAAUAAAAAAUCAACAAAAGAAAGAAAAACAUACACGAUAAUUGAUCUAUUUAGAACGAAAAACCUAAGAAAAAUAACAUUUUGCGUCAACGGAAUUUGGCUUGUCAAUACAAUGGUUUAUUACGGAGUUUGUUUUCAUUUUCCUAAUUUAUACGGAGAUCUAUACAUCAAUUUUGCUCUUGGAGGUUUGGUUGAAAUUCCAUCAGUAGCCGUAACUCUAUUUCUCUUAUACAAAGUUGGACGAAGAUGGCCCCUUUGUCUGAUGCAAAUAGUUGGCGGUAUAAUGUGCAUUAUAAUACCUUUUAUACCCAAAAAAUCAGGGACUGUUGCCUAUAUUCCUGUUGCUUUGGCCGUCGUUGUUAGAUUCUGUUUUAAUGGGUCUUUUACCGUAAUCUACGUUUAUGGACCAGAAAUUUAUCCGACAGUUUGCCGGAAUACAGGCGCUGGCUUAGCUUCUUCGUCUGGCAGGAUAGGAGGCAUAUUGUACCCUUUUAUAGGCUAUAUGUCGAAAUUGAAUGCCGGAAAGCUGAUAGGUCCCGAUCUACCGCUAUUUGUCUACGGAGUCCUAUCAAUUAUAUGCUCUUUGCUAGCUUUACCUUUACCGGAAACAAAGAACAAACCGUUACCAGACACCAUAGAAGAUGUUGAGAAUUACGAAGAUUUUUGUAGACGACAUUCAAACAUUCAGAAGCUAAACAGGGAAGAAUUAUCCUCAUCCGCCGAAGGCGGAGGGAAUCAAGAAACAAAAAUUUAAGGCAAGGAUACUAAAAAUGAACUGUUGUGAGAUUAAAUUUUUUUUUAUCUAAUCAUAGGCGUAUUUUAUGUUAAUAUCAAUGUAAAUAGGUGAAAUUCGAAAGAAACAUUUCCUGAUUCAGAACGAUUUUCAUUAAAAAUUAAGAAUUAGAUGGAUAUCGAAAGAGAGAAAGAAAGAGAGAUAGCUGUAGAGAUAGAAAACGAGAGAGAGAGAGAGAGAGAGAGAGAGUGAAUGGGUGACUGAGAAAGAGAAAUACGUAUAUUAUUAUUUGCUGUAACUGUUAAAUAAAAAGAUAAAAGCUGGCAGGCGAACAGACUGAAAGUAAAAACAAAAAACAAGAAGAGAAAGAUAUAGAUAGAGAGAAAGUGAGAAAGGAAGAAACAAACAAUUAUUAUUUGUUCUCUUUUAUUGAACUAAAUUAACAAGGUAGCUUAAUGAGUGAAAUCCCUUUACUAUGCUUCCUUAAGUUUACUAUACCUCUAAACUUUCUACCUUCCUUUCCUUUUUUUUCGCUUUUCCUAUGCUAAAAAGUUGAUUAAAGAUAGUAUGAAUAAAAGAAAAGGAAUAAGAAUAAAAUUAUUACAACUGCUUAACGGCUUAACUUUGAAAAGCGUUGAAUUUUUUCUCAUAAUCAAUUAACAGGACUUUGUAUAUUAGAAAUUUCUUCUCAAUCGUUACUUGUUAAGGAAACAAAUAUAUUUUGCUUUUCAUUGUUUUCUUUCUUUCUCUCUCUCUCUCUCUCUUCUUUCUUUUAGUUUUUUAAUUGGUUAGAUAUACAAAAUGCAAGGAAAAGAAAUGAGUAUAUGAUUUUCUAUAUGUAAAUUUGUAAAACUUGCAAUACUUUUAAUUUCUUUCGAUCUUCUCUUACGUUCGUCCCAACUCCUUUACAAAGUAUAAAUCCUAUUUUCUGUAUAUAUAUGCAUGUAUGUAUUGUUUGGCUACUAUUGAACUUUCCGUGUCGGUUUCAAGCGUUGCUGUUAAAUUUGUAUACUAGAGUAUAUAUAUACAGGAUAUACAGUAUAUAUGUAUUCUACAUGUCUAAUAAUUGUUAUUACAUGUUCUCGUACAAGGAAAGAUUAGAAUUCUGAAGAAUAAUUCUAUAUAACAUAAGACAUACAGUGUACAGUAUGUACGUGUAGUAUAUUAUAAAAAUCUAAAUGUAUCUAUAUAUAUAUAUAUAUAUACAGUAUAUAUAGAUAGUCAAUAUACGUUCUAUUGUUUAUUAAUGUAUUACAUUAAAAAGUAAAACAAACUACAGUAUUUGUAUUUUAUUAAGUGUUCUCUUCAUCUUUCUCUUUGGCUAGAAAUCUGUGCCUAUAUUUAUUACUAUUGCAACAUUUCUCUAGUUCUCUUACCAACAUUCCAACAGAAUCUUGACUAAUGGUCGUAUUGAGUUGGUCUUAUUCGAUGAUUUUCACAGGCAAUGGUUGAGAAUAGCUACCACAUGCCUAAUAAGGUACAUGUUUGAAGAUUGGCAAUGUCACAGCAGGAUGUUACUGACUAAUUUGUUUUCAUGCUCUCUUUAUUCUUCCUCGUUGUCAUCAUCUUUACCGUCGAUAUACAAGUCAUUGUCUCUCACUCUCUUACUCAAACACACACACACACACAGUUUACCCGCUUCCCCUUCCCUCUAUCUCUCCAUCUCCCUCCACCCGUCUCGUCUCGUGUCGUCUUGACAAUUUUUAUUUAAAGUAACUUAUGGAAAAAAGAGCGAUUUAAAAAAGUUUUAAUUAAAGAGAUGAUUGAAAAGCAAGAUUUGUUUUAAAGCGCAUAUCUAAGAAACUAAUAUAUAUUGUAUAUAUAAAUAUAUAUAUAGUAUAAAUGAUAAAGAACAAGUGAUUGUCUUAAUAAGAGUAGAAUGUUUAUUAUUAUUGACAAUCGUUUGUUCAUAUAGGAAACGGAUAUCCUUAAAACUCCUUGAAUUACUACUAAAAAUUAACCUCAGACAACCUGAAUAUUCUUUCAAAGCAGGGUUUUUUUUUCAUUUGAAACAACAAUAGAACAGUAUAGUACUUUUUACUUAUCUCUCUUUUGUUACUUUAAUCAGAACUUUAAAAAAAUCCCUGCCUCUGCUUACUUAUCUAUACAUUCAUUAUCGCACCUUCGAUGAGUAUAAUUAAAAACAAGCAAACAUUAUACCACAGGGAUACAGUGGAGAACUACCGAGGAGUAAGGCCGAGAGAGAAGGAGGGGAUGGAGGGAAAGAGAUAUUAAAAUGAUAAAAUAUUGGUAAAAAGAGACAGGGAAGAAGGGGAGAGGAAAAGGAAAAACAUCAAUGUUUGUAGACUAGUAAAAUACUAUUAAAGAUAUAAAAGAUUAACUGAGAGAAAAGCGAAAAUGUAAUGCGAUUAGAGAAAUUAUUAAAUGUUCAAUGUUAAUUAUAGAAAGUAAACAAGAGACUAAGAUAAAAACUGUUUGCAAUGUUUAUAUUGAGAGUAUAUAAUACUUUAGACGAUGUAUAUAGUCAAAAUUACAGUGUUGUAGCUUAUUAUAUUGGUUAAAUGUUUGAAGAAAACAGCGAAGAAAAGAGUAAAAAGAAAAAGAAAAGAAAGAAAAGAAGAAGAAAAAUAACUCGUAUGCAAACAGUUCCUUUCUUUUCGUUUUUCCCUCUUUUCUAACCGUAUAUAACGUGUACAUUUUAUACACAAUUGUACGACUUUUACAGGGCUUAUAGAAUUUCCCUCUACACCCAUCCACCCAUUUGCUGCCUGCACCUCAAGUAUACAUAUACAGUAUAUAUAUUUGUACAUAUUCAUUAUCAUAUAGGCAGUAUAUAAUAUGUAAAAGUUGAAAGAGAAGAACAACUAGGUAAGUGUUAAAUUGAUGAAUAAAAGUGUUCCCGUCGGUUUUAUGGCAGGUGUAGAGAGAGAGUGAGACAAGAGACUGAGGACAAACUCUCAAGUUAUGUUGUAUAAAAGAUAAUAAUAAAGAAAAAAAGUUGGAAUUAUUGACUCCGGUUUUUCUUUGUUGUUUGUAAUAUUUUUUUUCUUUAACCUUUCCUAUAAAAUAUUUGUAAACGACAAAUUUGUAAUUUAAUAUCCUAGCACGAAUUUGCACUGAAACUGGGUCAUUCGCAAGGCAACUAGGCUAAAUAAGCCCCUUUAUAUCGUUUGAACUUUCUUCCAGUUUAAUGACGCUUUUCAAUGGGUACAGGAACAUUAUAGAAAGUAAACAGUUGCCACUCGGUUCUUUCGAGGAUUCCCUAUUAAUUACAACCUUUUCAAAAGACUUUUCACAACAAGAUUCUCGUUAUCUUUCCUUAAAAACUUUUCUUUUUCACAAAGAAGAAGAAUAAGAACAAGAACACGAAGAAUAAGAAAAACAGGCGGAAACUGAAAAAGAAGGUGAAGUAGAAAGAAAAGAAAGGGAAAAUGAAAAGAACAUCCACAUCAACAAUAACAACAACAAACAACAAUAAAGAUAACAAGUAAAAUGAAGCAACAGAAGCAAAUAAACAAACUGCCAUUAAAUCAUCUAUUUACAAGAUUAUUUACAUUUCAAAAUCCACUUGAUAUUCGUAAAUUUUCUCUUCAAAAACUAUAAAAACACUUGAUAAAAAUAUCUGUCUAAAUUCUUUGUCUCUUUUUUCUGUCUACACUAUUUGCAUGAUUAACAGCCGCAGUCUAUCCGCCUCCUCCUCCACCUCCUUCUCCUCCCUCCCUCUCUCUCUCUCUCUCUCUCUCU
Messenger RNA from Dimorphilus gyrociliatus, 6280 nucleotides. NCBI's taxonomy places the organism in Eukaryota, Metazoa, Annelida, Polychaeta, Dinophilidae. The record is from the annotation of a GenBank genome assembly.